This is a messenger RNA of Monomorium pharaonis (pharaoh ant), 3849 nucleotides long. RefSeq lists its product as uncharacterized. The record is from RefSeq and is a predicted model, not a curated record. The transcript is spliced from 3 exons. Bases 20 to 1909 code for a protein of 629 amino acids. NCBI's taxonomy places the organism in Eukaryota, Metazoa, Arthropoda, Insecta, Hymenoptera, Formicidae.
CGCCGGUCAAGCGAGCGCGAUGGCCGCGACCGACGGUCAGAUCGUCGUCGCGGCGGCACGCUGGGCCGAGGAGGCGACGUAUCUGCGUGAGUUCGUCACCAAGUACCGUCUGCCGGCUGUGAUCAAGAUCACGAAGGGCCAGUACGGCGGGCUGGGCGUGCCGACGCUACCGGCGCCCAGCUUGCAGAGCACCGCGCUGCUGAUAUCGGCCGGCCGUCGGCGCAAAAUCGUGGCGCAGGCGGUGAAGAUCAAGGAGGGCCGCCGCGUGGUCGGUGUGGGGCCCAGACUGGCGAUACCGGAUUCGUACGCGGGCUACUUCGAGAUUCUGAGCGAGGAGGGCCGAGCGGUGCGCGGCAUCGAGUCGGUGAGCGAGCUAUCGCGAAGAUGUCCGGAGGAGGGUGCUCUGGUGCGCGAGACCGUGCGCGGCAUCGCCUGCCGGGUGGACGACGAGUCGGGUAUCGUGGUACCGGAGGGCACGAGAACCCUCGCGGCCGGCGAGACGAUUGUUACCGCCGGCGAAGUGGCGCUACCCGGUCGCGGUCGGUUUCUGCGCUGCGUAGACUGUCACGGUGACAGCGUGUUGCUCGGGAUGGAUCAGCGCGGACGCUUUAGCGCCCUGGCUCGCGAGGACAACAUCAGCGGCGUGCACACCGCCAGGGCGCUUCUCAGCAAACGUCUGCCACUCACCGUGAGACUGGUGCACGGUCAGCCGCCGCGAGGGCUCAAGUCAUCGUCGCAAUUUGUACCCGAGUUGAGGCUGCUCUCGACUUUCGAGGAGGAGCACGUGUUCGCGUUGCCGUUGCAGAGGGAAGGCGCGGCGGUUGCGUUGCCGCUCGCGGCGCCGCUCAAGCUGGUGAAGGCGCGAAACGACGAGGCGCUCAGGUCGAUGCAGGAGUUCACGAGGUUGGUCGAGCGCGCCUCUCGUCUGGUAGCCGAUGUGGCUGAUCGGGCGCACGUGUUGGACGGUCGUCUGGGCGAGAGCAAGCCCUCCAGGCAGACGAGAAGCGGGUCGGGCUUCCUCAGAAGACCAUCGAACAACUCGGAUCACGCGCCGUUGAACCACCAUAGGAACAGCAGCGCCGGCCACCAUCAUCAUCAUCAUCACUAUCACAGCAACGGGCAUCAGCCGUCCUCCGGACACUCGGGGUACCGGGACGAGAACAGGGUACCGCCGUCGUCGUCAACCUGCACGGAGGAGUACGACGAGAUCGAUCAGAUAUACGAUUACGUGCGCGGCUUCGCGCCGUUGCCGAAGAGCGUCAGGUCGCCGUACGAGAGCCCCCUCGCCGCUGGCCAGGGGGCCUCGACCCCACCGUUGACGCCGGUAACGGUGACGAUCACGCCCUUGCUGGACGAUCGACCGGAGCCGCCGCCGAUCGAGACGAUACCGACGAAGAAGAUCCAAGCGGAGAAGCGGACUAGGCGCGCGGUGAAGGAAGCGCCGCAGCCGCGGGUGGAGAAGCCGCCUCUGGCGAAGCUCUAUGUGAAGAACAGCGGCACUCAGCGCGGACGACCGCUAAUGAGGCAGAAGAGCGCGUCGCCGUUGAAGGAAACGCCGCCGGGUUACAAGGGCGGUUCGCCGCUCUUCAACAUACGCUAUAAGAGCCUGACGAAUCUCCAACAGGCCAUGGAGUUGGACGGCACGCUGGACUCCAGUCACUCGGGCGGAAGGACGUCGGGAGACUCCGGCGCGGGCGCUAAACUGCCUGAGAAGAGAUCGAGACGUUUGAGCAGGCCACGAUCGCUGACGAAUUUAGUCUGGGAGCUACGAGGUGGAAGCGGCCUCGGCUGCACGAGACCGGAAACUCCGCCGCCCGCCACGACUGCACCGCUGCCACCGACUAAAUGUGGUCCACGUCUUGCAGUCACUGUCGUGGCACCGCGACGAGUCGGCACGCUCUACCUCUAACUCAUUCGACCGACGAAGGGCUGAAGAAGGCAAAGAGCGGUUCAGAUGAAGAGCCGUAGAUCUCCGGCGUCGUUCGUUCAACCAAUCAAAAUUCGUAACAGAAGCUCAAGGGAGAAGAACUAGAAGGACGGGAUGUAUUUCUGCCAGCGAUUGCGCCAUUCUUUCAGCAUUAAUAUAUCGCAGCUGCGAAAGCCAUUCUAACUCGUCGUCCGAUACACGAUAGCAUGUAUACAUGCUGUACACAUACAUGCAUAUACACAUACAUACAUACACGCAUACACGACACGUAAAAGACCCAAAAGCCUGAUCAACGUCGCGUACUUCCUGUGAUCGUCGAUUAACGAUAAGCGGAAUAAUCAAAAAUAGCGACGCAGCGGAAGAGGAUAUGUUCAGGUCACGAAAAGAGAAACGAAUUACUAGAAUGCUCUCGUAGAGAAAGGCGACGCCGUGUUAUAAAGAGAUUGAUAGCGAGACGCAACGAAGCGACGUAGUGGAAAUCGAUACUUUGUAAGGUCCCAAGUAACAAUGGUCGAGCUUCCGGUACGUAUAACAUACAUAAUCUAUUCCGUAUAAAACGGACAUUCAUCUUUCAGAAAUAUAUAAAAUGUCUAUUCAAAUAUUUUUCCCAUCUAGCAAAUUUGAAAAUUUAUCAUGAUCAAUUCCCUAAUAUGGCAAAAAUAUAUCGCUUAAUAUUUUGUAUUAUUUGCUUUGUCUUCGUCUUGUUAUGCGCGGGAAAGAAAUGUUUUUAAUUUUUAACUACAGAUGGAAAAUAUCGACAGUAUUUACUACAUUUGCAUUCACUUUUUUUGGUGAAGCAAUCUUCAUCUUCAUAAUCAGAUACAUGAAAAAUUAUGAAAUAAAUUUUAAAGCAAAAUAUGAGUUGUUUAUUUUGAAUAAUUGAAUAAAUUGAUAAAUUUUACAGAUUGUCGAUACAAACAUGUUAUUAAAAUAGAAUAAAAUGCUUUUUUUAAUAAUAAUAAUAAUGCUGCCGAUAUUUAGCCAUUUCCAAUACGUUUAUACAAAGGAUAAAAAAUCUUAAUUUGAAACCGUACUUUCAUUACUCUUUAUCAUCGAUUGAGGAUGGGAACUGGAAAGUCGCGAAGAGGGUCAAAUCUACAUGCCGUAUAUAAUUGCGCAUUGUCUGCAAAGCUAACAUGAUUUGCGUACGCGUAAAUCACGAUAUCGCCUCGUACACGAGUAGAUUCUUUUUAUGAAGAGACGCGCCGUUCAAGGAAGGAGCGUGCAGUCUGGCGAGCCGCGUAGUUAAGGAUACGAAUGCCAUAAUAAUGACCAAGUUUUUAUGGUUGUACUUAAGUCAUAUUUUAUACUCUACUUUACUAUUAAGAUGUUUUAAGCGUAAGUUACUUUAUAUUUCCAUUAUCAAAGUGUCUUUAUCAUAGUUAUCGCUACCUUUUUAUCUUCGCGUCGUCGUACUGAAUGACUAUUCGACGUCAUUUAGCGCCGUCGUCGAAAAAUUGGUAGAAGUUAUGAAAAUGUUGUCUAAUACCGCCUACCUGCACUUGUGAUCGUACGUCCAACUUGAAUUCGAGAGAAUAAACUGAAUGUUCGUAAUCUAUACAUCGGCAUUUUCAACAUUCAAAAAGGAAACUUUAAUGGUAAUCUUUAUUCAAAAGAAAGAAAAAGAUUAUCAAUUAAUAAAUUAGAUUGGACGAAUUAAGCAAUUGGAAAUACUUUUUUUAUUUGUUGCUAAGAUAUGAAAAAUUAAAGCUUAUAUUUUUCCAUAGAAUUCUGUCGAAUUCUAAAUGUCGAACGAAAUUAACGAAACACAGUUUGAAAUAUGUCUACAAUCUGAGCAUUCAGUUGUUUCCUGUAUAAGUUGGACUCUUAUUUUGCAACUCAAUUUUUGUACUGUGUUUCGCUAGGAGCGAAAUAAUGUUGGAUGAAACAUGUACCGAAAUUAUAUACUGCACUUACUUUCA